CCGUCCUGAAGGCGGUUGUUGCGAUGAAGGACAGUGCCACAGACGCGGCGGCGGGAGGUGACGGCAAGCGUGGAGGUCAUGACGUGUCCUUCUGCGUGGACAUGGACAUAGAUCGAGACAUUGACGGCCUUUGGUUCCCUGCACGGAUCCUUGUGGACCAUGGCGAUGACACAUACGACGUCGAGUACGACGAAGACCACAAGGUCGAAGAACACAUCCCUGCCUCCGAAUUGAGGCGACGAGACGAAGAUCGAGAGAACCAGGGACCGCCGCCACGAUGUUACACGAGCCACGGACGCACAGACGACCUCCUCCUUCGGGACUCGUCGUUGCUCAUGCAGUCCGACUACGACCCGAACAAAGCCCCCACUGUCGUCGUUCACAACAAGGGCGAGGCCACAGCAGCCAACGGCUACAUCAUCAACGGCAUUGAGACGAAUGUAGCCGCUGGCAACGGUCUCCGUGGGAUUCGGUGGUUAAGGGUCAAUACAUGAUGUGUUUUACAGUUAGUAUUCUAUCACGGUUAAUAAUACAUGUUAACUAGUUAAGCCAAAUUACAAA
This is a messenger RNA of Aphanomyces astaci, 561 nucleotides long. RefSeq lists its product as hypothetical. Bases 24 to 494 code for a protein of 156 amino acids. The transcript is spliced from 3 exons. The record is from RefSeq and is a predicted model, not a curated record. Lineage: Eukaryota; Oomycota; Saprolegniomycetes; Saprolegniales; Verrucalvaceae.